Molecule: messenger RNA, 972 nt
Organism: Saccharomycopsis crataegensis
Lineage: Eukaryota; Fungi; Ascomycota; Saccharomycetes; Ascoideales; Saccharomycopsidaceae
Gene: HEM13
Product: coproporphyrinogen oxidase
Exons: 1
Coding region: 1-972 (323 amino acids)
Cellular component (GO): cytoplasm
Molecular function (GO): coproporphyrinogen oxidase activity
Source: RefSeq, a predicted model, not a curated record
AUGUCGCUGAGCCUUCCAGACUUCAAUUCUCCAAAUGCAUCCAUCCGUGAAAGGAUGGAAGCCUUGAUCCGUGAAAAACAACAGAAAAUCACCAGCAGUUUAGAAAGCUUGGACUCUGGUUUCAAGUUCAAGUUCGAUCAAUGGGAUAGACCAAAUGGUGGUGGCGGUUUGUCAUCGGUCAUUGAAAACGGUACAACUUUUGAGAAAGGUGGUGUCAAUAUCUCCGUGGUGUACGGUAAUUUACCUCCUCAAGCCGUGGAGAAAAUGAGAGCAGACCACAAAAACUUGGGUGAUGCCAAUGGCAAUGGCGUUAAGUUCUUUGCCUGCGGAUUAUCCAUGGUCAUUCAUCCUCGUAACCCCCAUGUUCCAACCACCCAUUUAAAUUAUAGAUAUUUUGAAACCUGGAACCCAGAUGGAACUCCUCAAACUUGGUGGUUUGGCGGUGGUUCUGAUUUGACUCCUUAUUACUUAUAUGAAGAAGAUGCUAAGUUAUUCCACCAAGCUCAUAAAGACUCGUUGGAUAAGUUCGACACAAAGUUGUAUCCUGAAUGGAAAGCUUGGUGUGACAAGUAUUUUUGGAUCCCUCACAGAAAUGAAGGUAGAGGGGUUGGUGGGAUCUUCUUUGAUGAUUUUGAUGUCAAGGAUCCGAAUGAGAUUUUGAAAAUUGUUGAAUCAAUGUUCGAUAGCUGGCUUGACGCUUACAUGACAAUUGUCAAUAGAAGAAAGGACACUGCAUACACUGAGGAACAAAAGCAGUGGCAACUUGUCAGAAGAGGCAGAUAUGUUGAAUUUAACUUGGUCUAUGACAGAGGUACUAAGUUUGGAUUACAAACCCCUGGCUCAAGAAUCGAAUCGAUUUUAAUGUCGUUACCAACUAAUGUCAGCUGGGUUUACAACCAAUCACCUGAAGAGGGUUCAGAAGAAGCUAAGUUGGUAAAAGUUUUGCAACAUCCAAUCGACUGGGCGGUCUAA